Molecule: messenger RNA, 1491 nt
Organism: Sabethes cyaneus
Lineage: Eukaryota; Metazoa; Arthropoda; Insecta; Diptera; Culicidae
Exons: 2
Coding region: 296-1420 (374 amino acids)
Source: RefSeq, a predicted model, not a curated record
ACAGCGUAGAGCAACAAGUUACCAAAUUCCUGUACUCUGACUGGUGCCAAUUGACAACACAGAAUCUUGCAAUGGACAAUCAGAAGAAGCUCGAGUUUAUUAAAUCUAUUCUACCUCAGAAAAUAUUGCAGCUACUGAACCGGAGUGACGACGAGAUUUUAGAUUCGAAGGUUAAUACUUCAAAACAUUUGGAUGGAUUCAUGUCCACUAUACACAAAUUAGAGAUGAACGUUAAACGAAGUAUAGAUAGGUUUUGAAUCUAUCUCAUUUUAGUAAAGAGGAACUUUUCAACUUGAUGGUAAAAGUGAUGAAAGGUGAUGAUAGCUUCAGAGAGCAUAGCAAAGCCAGAAUUCAAUUUUCAAAUGAAAUUCUCAUCUAUACUGAGGUGUUACCUCAGUUCAUACAUUUACUGCAAUCGAGUGACAGUCCAAUAAAGGGUGACUCCUGGUGCCCAAAGGUGUUGUACGGUGUAGCUGGAAAAUUUCCUGACUACAGCAAUCAAUAUGAAACUAUGCUGGUAAUGGAGGAUCUGACAUUUGAUGGAUUUCAAGCUGGUCCUCGAAAUGAUCUAGAUGAAAACCAUCUCAUAUUGAUGGCCCGGAAAAUUGCUCAAUUUCAUGCUUGCACAUAUGCUAUGAAAAUUAACAAAGAUAAAAAUCUGGACCGUCUCGUGGAAAGACUUACACCAUUCAAUUUCGCUGCAGAUGGGGAAGAACUCCACACUAACGCUGUACUGGUUAAGAUAGGGAUCGAACGUAUUAUGAAGUUUUUAAAUGACCAUCCGGAGGAAUUGGAUUGCGAAUCUUUUAAAACCGAUAUGAAUAAACUGUCGAAUAAGUAUGCUGAAGCACCAAUUAAUUUGAUGCAAAAGUUUUUGACGCGUGAUGAAUAUUCUGUUAUCCUCCAUGGAGAUUACAACAGAAACAAUGUCUUAUUCAAAUAUGAAAAUGACAUUCCCGUUGAUCUCCGAAUGUUUGAUUUUCAACAAAAUCGUUAUGCUAGUCCGGCCAUCGAUGUUAGCUUCUUUAUGUGUAUGAACAUGCCGUCGGGUUUGAGAGAACGUCUAUGGGAUCCACUUCUACGACAGUACCAUUCAAGUUUGAUUGAUACGUUAAUUAGCAUUUUGAAGUGCAAGCCAGAUGAUGAAAAAUUGGAACCGUACACAUUUAGCAACAUUAUGGACCAUUUUCGAAGAUUUGCCCUGUAUGGAGGAAUGAUUGCGUCUCAUUUUUUACCUUGGAUGCUUUGUUCGGAGGAAGAAUGUGCCCAACUAGCGUAUCAUUUCGCUAAGGAUGUGGAUUCUCCUGAAUUAAAACACUGGACGAUGAUUUGUGGAGGCGAGUCUGUUGACAGACGAUUGGUGGAAAUUUUUCGACAUCUUAGUCAGAUGGGAUGUUUUUCAAUAGUGGAUGAUGAUUAAUACGAGGAUACGAAAUGUUGUAGCAUUGUAUUAACCGGAAUUGUUCUAGCAGGAAUUGACAUUUAAUAAGU